Tigriopus californicus is the source of this 1507-nucleotide messenger RNA. RefSeq lists its product as uncharacterized. Gene Ontology annotation, cellular component: lysosome. Lineage: Eukaryota; Metazoa; Arthropoda; Copepoda; Harpacticoida; Harpacticidae. The transcript is spliced from 6 exons. The record is from RefSeq and is a predicted model, not a curated record. The coding region runs from base 101 to 1444 and encodes 447 amino acids. Gene Ontology annotation, molecular function: cysteine-type endopeptidase activity.
GAAGCAAAGGGCACUGCUUUGCCGUUGAAAAUCCAAUAUAAAUAUGAAAGAGACCUUCUUCAUAUCAUUACUUUCAUUCAAGACUUGAGGGUCAAUCAAGAUGGCUUCAUGGAACCUCGCUUUCAUUCCCAUGGUCGUUUCCAUCGGUGUGUUCUUUGUGAUUAACAAUGAGCCCGGACAAUUGCAAGACGAAUGGGAUUUCAUCCAAAUGGACCCCAACUAUUUGAUGCAAGCAAACUCGAAAAUAGAGAAUGUAGUAACCUACGAAAACUUAACGGAGGAAAUCUACGAAAAGAUGAUGAUCGAAAAUGACUGGGAUCGCAGUUACUUUGAUGCCUUAACGCCAGAAGAAAGGGCGGCCAAUUUGAAAGAAGCUGCCAAGGCGAUCAACGCCCAAAACGAGGCAUUCAAAAGCAAGAAAUCGUCGUUUACCUGCAAGCUCACCGCUCUUUCCAUUUUGGGCGAGAAAGACUUCAAGGAGCGCGUCAAGAAUCAGUUGGAUCCAUUUCCAAAGGACUCUCGAGAGUCGUCCUCAUUGCUAGGAGGGGCACAACAUGAAAAGCAAGCACUUGACGAGAAGUAUGAGAAAUACUUGGCACGCCUCAUGGAGGACAGGAAAGACCUACCAACGGAGUUCUUUACACCCGAACGGUAUUUGACACCAGUAAAAGACCAAGGCAAUUGCGGCAGUUGCGCCAUUUUUGCUACCGUGGCCACGAUUGAAACUGCGUUUUUGAAGCAGAACACCGAGUUGAUCCCUUUGGAUUUGGCGGAGCAAACAUUCUUGAAUUGUGCCAAGGGCUUCCGAGGCAUCGGUGGUUGCUCUGAAGGAAAUGAAAUAGAUGCACCAUUUAGGUAUUUGAUUAGUCACCGUGGAGGAAGUCUUCCACCCGAGUGCUUGAAUCCCUAUAACGUGGAAAAAGAGCACAAUCAAUGCAUUACGGAACACUACAAUGUCAAUGCGGGUGUUAAAGUCACUGAUAACUACCAUUUCGACAACGUUGGAGAGCAGAAGCUAAAAUACUUAGUGAAUGUAUACGGCGCAGUUGAAGUGGCCAUGUUUGUUCCCGACUAUAUGAGGAACAAAAUGCAGCAUGUCGGAGCAGGUGUCAUGGAUGAAUGUGCACCAAAUCUUGCACCUGGCAAAGCGGGCCAUGCCGUGACUAUUGUUGGAUAUGGAUUGGACACCACCACGAACACACCUUAUUGGAAGGUCAAAAAUUCAUGGGGAAAGAGUUGGGGACAGGAGGGUUACUUUCUAAUCAAGCGUGGUGUAAAUUGCAACAAUAUCGAAACGGUUGCUGUGGGACCAAUUGUUGCGCUUUCUGGGGAAAACAAUUCACUAGUGGAUCAGCAAAUAUUUUCAUCCGUUGUACUCAAGACUGCAUUGAUGCUUUCUCUUCUUCUCUUUCUUAUUCAUAAUUUUGCUUUUCGUUUGGUUUGAUUUGUUUUUUUUUCGUAAGCAUUUCGAAACACUACAAGAAUUAAAAUUCCCAGUGCUAUUGUU